AUGAGGCAGUGUAAUUUCUUUCUGUGGCUUGAUCUGAGAGGAAUGCUGCUCUUUAUUUUUACUGUUCUCCUGGUAGUGUAUUUUCGGAACAAAAAGGACCCACCUAACUUUCCCCCGGGACCACCAGCUCUUCCUCUUUUAGGAAACGUCUUCAGCAUUGAACCUAAACAGCCUCACAUUUACUUAACCAAGCUAGCUGAUGUUUAUGGGAAUGUGUUCUGCAUACGUUUGGGAAGACACAAAACAGUGUUUGUGUCUGGGUGGAAGAUGGUGAAGGAAGCCAUAGUGACACAGGCUGACAACUUUGUGGAUCGGCCUUACAGCCCGAUGGUGAACAGAAUUUAUUCAGGGAACUCAGCAGGUCUUUUCUUCAGCAACGGGAGGGUGUGGAGGAGACAGCGGCGUUUUGCCAUGGCCAUGUUACGUACCUUCGGUCUGGCCAAGAGCUCCAUGGAGCAGAGCAUCUGUGAAGAGAGCCGACAUCUGCAGGAGGCGAUGGAGAGGGAGAAAGGUGAACCCUUUGACCCUGUGCCCCUCUUAAACAACGCUGUGGCCAACAUCAUCUGCCAGAUAGUGUUUGGGAGACGGUUUGACUACAGUGAUCACACCUUCCAGAGCAUGUUGAAGAAUCUGACUGAGAUGGCCUAUUUGGAAGGCUCCAUAUGGGCUCUAUUAUACGAUGCUUUCCCAGCACUGAUGAAACACCUACCAGGGCCUCACAAUGGCAUCUUCAGCAACUCCAAAUCUUUGGAGGAAUCUAUCAGGAGAGAAAUAGAGAGGCACAAGUUGGAUCUGGACCCCAGCAACCCACGGGAUUACAUUGACACCUUCCUGAUAGAAGAGAAACACAACAAACGCAGCGAACAGGGCUUUGAGGAAGGAAACCUGGUUUUGUGUUGUCUGGAUCUGUUCCUGGCUGGCAGUGAAACCACUUCAAAGACUCUGCAGUGGGGCCUCAUCUACCUCAUCAAGAACCCUCAUAUCCAAGACAAAGUCCAGGCAGAGAUAGACGCAGUGAUUGGACAGACCCGGCAGCCCACAAUGGCCGACAGACCCAACCUGCCAUACACUGACGCCAUCAUCCACGAGAUCCAGAGGAUGGGAAACAUUGUCCCUCUCAACGGAUUCAGGAUGGCUGCCAAGGACACGACACUGGGCAGUUACGUCAUACCAAAGGGAACCUCUGUGAUGCCCAACCUGACCUCUGUGCUGUUUGACAAGACUGAAUGGGAGACUCCCUACGCCUUCAACCCCGGACACUUCCUCGAUGCCGAGGGAAAGUUCGUGAGGAGGGAGGCAUUCUUACCUUUCUCUGCGGGAAAGCGUGCAUGUCUGGGGGAAGGCCUGGCGAGAAUGGAGCUGUUCUUGUUUUUCGUCACUUUGUUUCAGAAGUUUAGUUUUUCCACUCUGGACGGAGUCGAGCUGAAAACAGAAGGAAUCAUUGGAGCCACGCGCACGCCACACCCCUUUAAGGUCUACGCCAAGGCCCGCUGAACCUGUGACCUCUCUGAUCUGAUGAUGGAGGCACAAGGAAAUAAAAUAAAAAAUAGUUUAUGAAGGGGAGCCAUGGCAUGCUCUUUGUUUUGCCACAACACAUAAUGAAAUAAUGUGUGACUGUGUGAUGAAUUACCCUCAGACCGAACAUCAUUAUUCAAAAAAUAUCUCGUCAGUCAUGUCUAUUAUUUCCCACUUGUCACUACUUAGUAAUGAUUUGAGUUGGACUGUUGGACACUGUGAAAAUAAAUGUCAUAAAGAAUUUACCUUCAUUCAGUGUAUUGUAUGGUCGGAUCUGUCUUGACAGGGGUUGAUUUGUAAAUUGCUUCUCCAUUGUCACAUGCGAAGGUGCUGAGGUAAUUUCAUCUUUGGACCCAAAGUGACGCUGAU
Toxotes jaculatrix (banded archerfish) is the source of this 1884-nucleotide messenger RNA. Its product is annotated as cytochrome P450 2J2-like. NCBI's taxonomy places the organism in Eukaryota, Metazoa, Chordata, Actinopteri, Toxotidae. Bases 1 to 1494 code for a protein of 497 amino acids. The record is from RefSeq and is a predicted model, not a curated record. Gene Ontology annotation, cellular component: cytoplasm; intracellular membrane-bounded organelle. Gene Ontology annotation, biological process: xenobiotic metabolic process. The transcript has 9 exons. Gene Ontology annotation, molecular function: heme binding; oxidoreductase activity, acting on paired donors, with incorporation or reduction of molecular oxygen, reduced flavin or flavoprotein as one donor, and incorporation of one atom of oxygen; iron ion binding.